AUUGACGUCGAGAAGCCCAGCAAGGAAUCGUACAAAGUUCCGAUGGAAGUUAUGGCUAUAGACACUGUGAUUACAGAAUGAUGCUAAAUAUAUGAAUGCACCAGGAGUCGUGUGCGUGUCGUGCGUGUCGUGUGUCUGGUCAGUUCAUCUACACUUUCAAUUCAUCUUGAGGUCCUCCAGUAAGAAAUUGCAACCAUAA
Amoebophrya sp. A25 is the source of this 199-nucleotide messenger RNA. The record is from the annotation of a GenBank genome assembly. NCBI's taxonomy places the organism in Eukaryota, Dinophyceae, Syndiniales, Amoebophryaceae.